ACAAAACGGCGAAACUCUCCUCUGGCUCUACUCGAUAUUUGGACCCACCAUCUCAGCCGUACGAUCUCCAUCCCCUUAUCUCAUCACUCCGCUCAAAUUCUCGAUUUGCGAUCCGACCGCUCCUUGCUUGAUCCGCCCAGAUCUGUAGUAGCUCGACCGUUCUCCUCUCUUUCGUUUGAUUCUAGGUUUAAUAGAGCGGAUCUCGUGAUGGAUUUCAUGAAGGUUUUGGAUCAGACCGUUCGAGAGAUAAAGAGGGAGGUGAAUCUGAAAGUGCUCAAGGUCCCGGAGAUCGAGCUGAAGAUGGGAGAUCAUACUAAUCCCGAUGACGUCAUUUCGACCGUCACAGCGCCUGCGCCUCCCGCUCCAAUUCCUUCUAGGACCCCAGCGAGCCGAGCUAGCGACUUCCUUGAAGAAAGCUAUCGCAUCGUAACUUUGAAGCAACGCUAUGAUAAGUACAGACACUAUGUUGAAAUCAAAAGACAAGGAAUCUUUGAUUCUCUGGUCACGUUAUACCAGGCAAUCUUUAGCUUAAAACAAAGAGACUUCUGUGGACUACAUGAAGCAUUCCCACUCCCCGGAGGAAUCAGCUUCAUCACGUACGCCGCUCGUGCAUACGUUUCAAUGUGGUUCUACGACCUCUACGUCUCAAACCGAGAGGCUGCUAGGGCAAUCGACCCUAUUGCAUUCACACAAUACUACUUGCAUGAAGAAGUUCACAGAAGUUAUGAAUAUGACGAAUUUCUGUGCCUACUACAUGCUGCUAUUCACCCUACUCACAUCAAAGGAAUUAGUGAAAAUGUAAUGUACGUGCCAGUUAUAAACAAAGAAACAAACUGGAAUAACAUCAUCAAUCCGUUUAACAUCGACGGCUUCACAGACAACUUUGACUUAGCACAAUGUGUGCUAAUGAGAAUGUGUGAUAGUAGAGCUUGGAAUAUAUCAUCACUCGUCUCAACCACGACUGGAAGACCAUCCUGGUUAUUCGACUGGCACGACAAUGAAAUGUGCUUAGCGUGGUUCCCUUUUGAAGGCAACUACACUGCUGAUGAUGUGACCAUAGCCUACAUCAUUGGAGAGGCCUGUUCUCCAAACCUGGCCUACCAAGAUGUGGACGACUGGCAAAACUUCCCCAACAACAUUGUUCCCAGAAACGUUUCGUGGACUGAAGCAAAUCGCACAAUGCCCAGAAGAUUUCAUGGAACUUAUGAAGUGAGAAGUGGCGAAGUAAGAGAACAUGUUUUAGACAUGAGUCUUUUCCUCGCGCCGACAGACACAAGCUCAAAGAAGCGGAAGACAACUGACGCUUCUGGUUCCGACACUCAAGGACAUACUUUGAGGAUCACUGGAACUGAACCAACCCCCACCUCUUCAACAACUGACCCAAUGGAAUACACUGCAACGGUCAAUCAAUAUCGCAUCGUUGACUGGAUUUACUAUGUUCUUGAUGCAACCACCAACCAGCGACGAACCCUGGGGUCUUCAUGGAUCUGCUCUGGCAGAGCUUGCUCAGGCCACAAAAAAAUUGACAAUGUUGAUCUCUUUGCUAGUCAACCUGCCUUUCCUCCCCCUCCUGCUGCAAAUGUUGCAAAUGUUGAUUUAUUUGGAGCAUCUGAAGUGAAGUACUCUACCUCAGAGCCGGAACACUCGACAACAUUUGAUCCUUUUGCAGUUCCUGAUUCAAGCAAGCAUGCUGACACAAAGUCCUCUGCUUCAGAAGCUACAAACACAAAAGCCUUUGAUCCUUUUGCCGCGAUUCCACUGAACAAUUUCGAAGAAUCCGACUCCUUUGGCGCCUUCACAUCUCAUACUCAGUCUGUGACAACAGAGCCUCAACAAAAUGCGACAAAGAACAGCCUCCGCAGCUUGGAACAGACAUCUUCAAUGGCAUCCAAGCCUGCACCCAUGAAGAACGCUUUACAAGUCGAGUCAGGGGUAUGGGCUGAUUCUUUAAGCCGUGGAUUGAUUGAUCUAAACAUCACAGCCCCCAAGAAGGCAAAUCUAGCAGAUAUUGGAAUAGUCGGUGGACUUGUCGAUACUUCAAACAAUGGAAAAGGAACGGCGACACCGUGGUAUAUGGCUGAUACUACUGUGGGCAAGGUUUUAAAUAUCGAUUAUUGGGGAUUUAUUGGACGGCCAAAAUUCUUAUCGGAUAGCAGAAAUCAGGAAUAUGUUGGGGAUAAGUAGUAUUUAUCAGAGUGAUAUAAUGUGUAUAUAUAAUAUAAUACCCCCAAAUUGUAAUCUAACCAUACUCCCCUCUUUCAUUCUCUCAAUAUUCACUAAAUGACUAGAGAAAAAACCAACUGAAUAGUGAA
This is a messenger RNA of Asparagus officinalis (garden asparagus), 2312 nucleotides long. RefSeq lists its product as uncharacterized. The record is from RefSeq and is a predicted model, not a curated record. Gene Ontology annotation, cellular component: plasma membrane; endosome; clathrin vesicle coat. Lineage: Eukaryota; Viridiplantae; Streptophyta; Magnoliopsida; Asparagales; Asparagaceae. Gene Ontology annotation, molecular function: clathrin binding; phospholipid binding. The transcript is spliced from 6 exons. The coding region runs from base 208 to 2184 and encodes 658 amino acids. Gene Ontology annotation, biological process: endocytosis.